Entelurus aequoreus (snake pipefish) is the source of this 4394-nucleotide messenger RNA. RefSeq names its product transmembrane protein 79-like. The record is from RefSeq and is a predicted model, not a curated record. The coding region runs from base 476 to 1348 and encodes 290 amino acids. Lineage: Eukaryota; Metazoa; Chordata; Actinopteri; Syngnathiformes; Syngnathidae. The transcript is spliced from 5 exons. Gene Ontology annotation, cellular component: trans-Golgi network membrane; lysosomal membrane. Gene Ontology annotation, biological process: regulated exocytosis.
AGAGACAAAUGUACACAACUAUUUCAUAGAGAAGUAGUAUGUUGUUGUUGUAUGAAUAUAUCGUUUAUGCACUCAUUAUAUAAUAGUCUGGCGUUUUAGUCCCGCAACACAAUCAGAAGUUAGAAAUGUCAGAAGUCGUUGACAUGAGGAACGACGCUGUAAAUAUGACACUUGUUCAUGAUUUGUUUCAUCAUGUGCCGCACAGUGUGACGUCACAGAGGCAUCAGUUGCGUUUUGAAGUUUGAUUAUGUUGUUAAUUAAAAAACACGAAAUGGGUCGUAUUAAUUGUUAACAUAGAAAGCGCUGUCACAAGGUCGUGUCUUGAAAAAGAACAGCUUUAAUUCUUCCUUUCGAGGACACGCUAGGACUUCCCCCUUUUAAGAGGAAUUUACCUGUGACCACACCUGAACAACAACGCGACACAAGGAGGACAACUUCCACAGAGGCGGACAACAGGUGUGCGUCGUCCCCCAAAAUGGAUACUCCCGGCAUGCAACAAGACAUCCAGACCGAGGACAUCAGCAUUUGUGUGUCGGCCAAAGAAAAGAAGAGCGACGAGAGAGAGGAGCCUGAAGGCAACUUCAUGCCGGAGAAGGCCGCCCAGGUGUUCCAUUUUGCAGCGACCAGGCCGCUGUCCCCAUCCAGACGAAGUGAAGCAUUGUGGGGGAUGGCCAAGGGUAAUCAGGGGUAUGAGGGUCCUGAGGACACGCCCCAAGCCACAGAUGGGCGGGGCUGUCCCAGUAGGGAUAUCUGGAAAGUGGGCGUGUCUUUGAUGACCUCCGCAAUUUUCUUCCCCUUCCUCAUCUGGGGGGGGUUUGUGUUCUUGCCGUUUGACGCCCCCCUGCUGGUUGGCGCCCCCUUGCGGCUGGUCUACGCAUUGCGCUGUUCUGUGUUUGCAGCCACGCCCGUCAUUUUAGGCUGGCUAGUCCUGGGUGUCAGCAGACUGAGGUUCGGCCUGGUCCGGCCCUCCUUGGACGACGGCGAGGACGAGCAGCAGCCUGAGGGCGUCGGUCUUCACAGAAGCUUCACGUCAGACUCGGUCGCCUUGUUCCUGCUCCACUUCCUGCAGCUGGUUGUCAUGGCGAUGUACCUGCGCCAGGAGCAUCUGAAGCUGGUGCCUCUUCUCGCCAUCAUGUUCGCAUUGGGACGGUUGGCCUACUGGGUGGCGGCCGCGUUCGGCAGCAGCGUUCGAGGUUUUGGAUUCGGUUUGACCUUCCUGCCUAUUCUGGUCAUGGCGACCACCAACAUGGUCUUCAUCUACGCUAAGGAGCCGUCAUGGAUCUUCAGAUUGCCUCACAACAUGAAGGUCUUGGCUCUGCCCACCAGCAGGCAACGGUUCUGGGGAUGAGGUCACUUCCUGCCACAUCCUCCCGCGUCAAGCACCCUCCUCCUCGUUUUGCCGUGCCAGGAACUUGAUGUUUUCAAAAUAAAACAGGAAAUCAGUCUUCUGCUCAGUGUUUGUGUCCACGGAGGUGGCAGACCACGGAUGAGUUCCUCUGGAGAACAUCUCUCUGUGCAGAUGUGAAUAUCACACAGGAAGGUUAAAGAUGGGGGGCUUAGUGUAGAACCUUGAGGGCCGCCGCAUGCCAACUUGAGACUCUACAGCACAAACUUAAGGCCCGGGGGCUAGAUCUUUGACUUUAAACAUUUUUUUUUACAGCAUAUUACUGUAAUUGGGAAAAUUGUACCGACGUUUUUUUUUUACAGUAAAACCAGCAGCUCAGUUGCCAGAAUUUUACUGUAAAAUGUAUAUAUAUAUUUUUUUAAAGGUGCCAUAUGUAAUAAUUUCAUGUCAAGUCAUCAUUAAAUGGCCCUGAUAUGUCAAAAGGCAUUAAUAAAUCAUGUUCUUUUUGAAUACCUCUAUAACAUAACAGUAGUUCAGCCGGGAUAUGCUCAUUUCAAAAUUUGAUUUACAGCCCCGAAAUAGUACAUAUAAUUUUAUGUAAAGCAGUUUUCUAUAUACAGUAAAAAAAUAAAUAAAAUAAUUUUACAGUACAAUUCUGGAUACUGAGCUGCCAGCUUUUCACUGAAAAAAAACGCUGGUACAGUUUUACCGUAAAAUCCAGUUGUUUUUAUGGUCAAAAACUGGCAGCUCAGUCACAAUAAUUUCACUGUAAAACAUAUUUUUUUAUAAUUAUAAACAAUAUAUAAUUUGCUAAUUUUAUAAUAUUUUUUUCAAGAAUAUUACUGUUAAUCGGAAAAUUGUACUGCGGUUUUUUUUACGGGAAAAAGCUGGCAGCCCAGUUGCCAGAAUUUUACUGUAAAAUAUAUUUUUUUAGUGUCAAUAGAAAACUGCUUUUUUAACGGUAAAAUUCUGGUAACUGAGCUGGCAGUUUUUCCUGUAAAAAAACUAUAGUACUGUACAGUACAACGUAAAAUUUACAGUUCUUACGGUCUAAAACUGGGAACUUAUUCGCAAUAAUUUUACCGUAAAAUAAAAUAUUUUGAAAUUUUUAAAAUAUAUUACUCUAAAUGGGAAACAUUGUACAACUUGUUUUAUAAUGGGAAAAUAGCUGGCAGCCCAGUUGACAGUUUUACUGUUAAAAAAACUAAAUAGAAAACUGCUUAAUCGGAAAAUUGUACUGCCGUUUUUUUUACGGGAAAAAGCUGGCAGCCCAGUUGCCAGAAUUUUACUGAAAAAUAUAUUUUUUAGUGUCAAUAGAAAGCUGCUUUUUUAACGGUAAAAUUCUGGCAACUGAGCUGCUAGUUUUACUGUAGAAACCGGUGGUACCGUUUUGCCAUUUACAGUAAUACACCGUAAAAUCCACAGUUGUUUUUGCGGUCGAAAACUGGCAGCGCAGUCACAAUAAUUUUAACGUAAAAUAAUAUGAAAAAAUACUUAAUAACUUGAUCAUUUUAUUAUAUAUAUUUUUUUAAGCAUAUCACUGUAAAUGGGAAAAUUGUACCGCUCUUUUUUUACGGGAAAAACUGUCAGCUCAGUUGCCAGAAUUUUACUGUAAAUAGAAAACGGCUUUUUUACAGUAAAAUCCUGGCAACUGAGCUGCAAGUUUGUUACUGUAAAAAAUGGUGGUUCCGUUUUGCCAUUUACAGUAAUACACCGUAAAAUCCACAGUUGUUAACGGUCAAACUGGCAGCUCAGUUGCAAUAAUUUUACUGUAAAAUAAAUAUUUUAUAUCAUUCUUACAGUAGUUUUUAGAAUAACUGUAAAUGGGGAAAUGUACUUUAAAAUUAUAUAAAUAUUUUUUACACCAUAAAAACUAAAUAUUUACAGUACUAAUUACUGUAAAUGGCAAAACUACUACAGUUUUUUUUACAGUAAAAACUGGCAGCCCAGAAUUUUACUGUAAAAAUUAUUUUUUUUUUUUACUGUAAAUGGAAAACAGAUUUAUUUGCAGUAAAAUUCUGGUAACUACCGGUAAGCUGCUAGUUUUACUGUAAAAAACGGUGGUACCGUUUUUCCAUUUACAGUAAUACACCGUAAAAUCCAGUUUUUAUGGUCAAAAUCUGGCAGCUCAGUCCCAAUGAUUUUACCGUAAAGUAGGGCUGAGCGAUAUAUCGAUAUACUCGAUACAUCGUGGGUUUGUCUCUGUGCGAUAUAGAAAAUGACUAUCAUGAUAUUCGAGUAUACGUUCUCACGCAGUUGCUUUUAGCUGCAGGCAUUACACUACAUGCUCUUCUCACUCUUUCUAGUCUCUCCUCACAGAGACUUAAACAAGCGCACCUUCUUACAUACGUCACAUACGUAUACGCCCUCGCUGAGCAGAGAGGUAGCAGCAUGGGUAACGUUAGCUGUGGUGCGAGUGGUAAUACGAGAGAAAGAAGGUGCGAAUCUGGUAACAAAUGAAGGAAGAAUUAAUUCCCAAGAAAAACAGCAGGGGGUCCAUCGUCUAGCGGUGGUUUGGCUUCAAGCGGGAAUAUGUCGAACAGACAACCGUAAUUUGUCAAGUAAGCGUUGCUACAAAAAGUAGCAUUACUGCUAAUAUGUAGCAUCAUUUGAAAAGUCACCUGCUAGAGAAUGAAGAGUGCUUACUCUGCAUGUCAACAUCUCCGUUCGGUGCCACACCAACAAAAUGCCCAAGCAACCAUUUCCACAUCAACACCGUAUGAAAAAAAUAGUCCACGACAUAAAUGGAUGGAUAAAGAGAUAACGUCCGCAGGAACCUACCACAUAGCGAAGGACAUACACUUUGAUUUCCUAUUAUGCAGCUCAUCUUUAUUUGACAGUUAUUGAAAUAUCUUGUGUGACAUCAUGCACAGAAGUGCACUUUAUUUGUUUUAAACUAUUGUAGUGGCGUUCUGUACAAAAAGUGCACUUUAAUUUAGUGUUUUGAUUUGUCAUCUUAGUGACAUCAUGCACAAAAGUGCACCAAUAGCUUGUUUUAAAAUGUCUCUGACAAUCUUGCACUUUCUGUUUUGAAAUGACAUGAAUGUUU